CACACCAAGCGAGGACUUACACGUGUGGGGAAACCCUCGUGACCGGAGAUUUUUUUUUUUUUUCCCCCUCGAGCAAACAUGAUCUCAUGAUUUUAAUUUUUUAUUUUAUUUUUUUUUUUAAAGCUCUUAAAGGAAAAAAAUAACAGAGAAGCCCCGACGAGCGGCAUUCCCGGCUGCCGUUAUCCAACCGGGGGCAGCGGGACGGCGCGGAUGCUGCACCGGGAGCCGCGGGGCCGCCGGAGCCGAAGGCUCCCGCUCGCAUCCUCCUCUUCCUCGGGUGGUUUUCCCUCCCUCCUCCUCCUCCCCCCCGCCCUGCAUUUCCUCCUGCACCUUUAAGAAGCCCAUUGCCGCCGGUGGGAUGGUGUGUGCUAAAGCUGCACAGAGGAAGUUACGCAGCCGGGAUCAGGCACGGAGAUAAAAGCUCCGAUUGUGAUUGAAAGUGAGAGCAAAAGGGAUUUCAGCCUCGGCAUUAACUUGCGAGGGGAGCCGGGAUUGCACAAAGCUCCCCCGGCCAUCUGCCCUUGGGGGCCGGCGGCGCAGCGCCUGCCCCGCCGCGCUGGACUGGGCUUAGCUGGGCUGGGCUGGGGGGUGUGUUUGGGGUUCCCCCCGGCCCCGAAGUUGCUCCGCCGGGAGCCCCGCACCGCAGAGCUCGCUCCCGGUGCCACCUGCUGAUGAGCUUUCCCUUUGCCCUGACCAUGAAAGGGAGAGGAGACCUCAGGUAGCCCCAUGGAUUGCAGCUGAAGGCUUUGGGAACUUGGUGCUCUGUUGCCAAAAGGCAGAGUUGGACAAAUCCUCGCCUGCGAGUGCCUCAUCACCACCACAGGACACGGCAGGAGCAGCAGAGACCAGCACUGCUCCUGUCAACCCAGUGACCACCCAGCAUCCUGCUGGGACCACCACGGCUCUUGACACCUGACCUGUCCGUGUUGACACAGCCGUCCUUCUGGAGAAAGGAAUUUUAGCUCCAAAGGGUCCCUCCUGGCAGAGUGGUACUGAUGACCAGGUGCUCUGUUUUAUUUUAUGUGUUGAUGUUCAAACUCCCCAGUAACUAAGGCAGACACAGUUUAAGGCACUUUCCACAGCGACGCACUUGCAGCAGACAAGAAGGUUGAGGAAAACCUGAUCCAGCACCAUCUCACGGGCUCUCCAAUUUACUCCUAUCAAAUUUCAUCAGCAGCUCAGAACUUGAUCUUUCUAUUGAUUGACUGGAGUCACCUCUAGAUAUUUUCAUGCUGAUUUGGAAGACCUUUCGUACAAUAAAAGGGGGGAAAAAUGAGGUUAAGGAAGACUUCUGACCACUGAUCAGCAACUCUGGCCAAAACUUUCCCAAUCAAGUGAAUUGCAAAGUUGGCUUCCGUGCCGAGAGGAACUUUCCACAUCCAGACACAGCGGGCAGAGUUGGGAUCACCCCUGUUACCUCCUGGGUCUCCUUCCACUGGAUCAUUUUUAGAUGAGGAGUUUCCAUGCUGAUCCCGAGAGCAACCCCUAGCCCAGUAGCCGCCUUCCUCGGGACUGCCGGCACUGCCCUCGCCCAGGGACCCCGCGCUCGGCCGCAGCUGCCAUGCUCCGCCUGGUUGCUCUCCUCUUGCACUGCGUCCCCUUGGCCAUGGGACAGUAUGACAUUUGCAAGUCCUGGGUGACCACGGACGAUGGCCCCUCAUGGGAGUUUUACGCUUGCCAGCCCAAGGCCAUGCGGAUGAAGGAUUAUGUGACGGUCCGGGUGGAUCCGGCAGGAAUCACUUGCGGGGACCCGCCCGAGAGGUUCUGCACCCAUGAGAACCCGUACCUGUGCAGCGACGAGUGCGACGCCUCCAACCCGGACCUGGCCCACCCGCCCAAGCUCAUGUUUGACAGCGAGGACGAGGGGCUGGCCACGUACUGGCAGAGCGUGACGUGGCGCCGCUACCCAGAGCCACUGCUGGCCAACAUCACCCUGUCCUGGAACAAGAGCAUCGAGCUGACGGACGACAUCGUGAUCACCUUCGAGUACGGGCGCCCCACCAUCAUGAUGCUGGAGAAGUCGCUGGACAACGGGAGGACUUGGCACCCGUACCAGUAUUACGCAGAUGACUGCAUGGAGGCCUUCAGCAUGCCAGCACGGAGGGUCCGCGACCUCUCCACCACCAGUGCCAACAGGGUCCUCUGCACGGAGGAGUAUUCCCGCUGGGCGGGCUCCAAGAAAGAGAAGACCGUCCGCUUCGAGGUGAGGGACCGCUUUGCCAUCUUUGCUGGCCCCGACCUCAAGAACAUGGACAACUUGUACACCCGGCUGGAGAGCGCCAAAGGGCUCAAGGACUUCUUUACCGUGACUGACCUGCGGAUGAGGCUGCUGAGACCCGCCCUGGGGGGCACCUAUGUGCAGAGGGAGAACUUGUACAAGUACUUCUAUGCCGUCUCCAACAUCGAAGUCACUGGCAGGUGUAAAUGCAACCUCCACGCUAACCUGUGCACCUUCAAAGAGGGCAGCCUGCAGUGCGAGUGUGAGCACAACACCACGGGGCAGGACUGCGGCAAGUGCAAGAAGAACUUUCGCUCCCGGUCCUGGCGAGCAGGGUCCUACCUGCCUCUCCCUAACGGGUCCCCCAAUGCAUGUGCAGCUGCGGGCUCGGCCUUUGGCACAAUUUCCAUCAGAGCUGCCCAUCCGUCCUCAAAGAGCUCAAAACUCAUCCGGCUCAAACCAAACGCUGGCCCAGUGGCUCCUAUUGAAUCCUACAGAGACUGUGAAUGCUACGGGCACUCCAACCGCUGCAGCUACAUCGACUUUCUGAACGUGGUGACCUGCGUGAGCUGCAAGCACAACACGCGGGGGCAGCACUGCCAGCACUGCCGCCUGGGCUUCUACCGCAACAGCUCGGCCGAGCUGGACGACGAGAAUGUGUGCAUAGAAUGUAACUGCAACCAGAUCGGCUCCAUGCACGACCGCUGCAACGAGACCGGCUACUGUGAAUGCAGGGAAGGCGCCACGGGGCCCAAGUGCGACGACUGCCUGCCCAACUACUACUGGAGACAGGGCUGCUUCCCCAACGUCUGCGACGACGAGCUCCUGCUCUGCCAGAACGGCGGCACCUGCUACCAGAACCAGCGCUGCAUCUGCCCCGUGGGCUUCAAGGGGGUGCUGUGCCAGCAGUCCAGGUGUGAAGUGGACAAGAAGGACUGUGACGGUGCCCCCGGCGCGGGCGGCAGCCUCGGCACCGUGGCCCUGGGGGUGCUGGCCCUGCAGCUGCGCGCCUGGGGGGACCUCUGACCCCGCAGGGGAGGGGGCCCAGCCCAGGCACGUCGCCCGAGGGACCUGGGGAGCCCGAGGUUAACGGGGUGGCUCUCCCCGCCGUCUCCUCCGCCUUCCUCCGCGCCAGGACUUGCACAACUUUGGGCCCGCUCUCCCAGCAGGGGUACCCGCAGAGAACCCCGGGCCGGCUCCUGCCCAGCCGGGGUGGCCCAGCCCAGAGCCGGCUGUGGAGUGUGGGGACUGCACAGCCCGUGCCAGGGACGUGGGCACGUCCUGCCCUCAGCACAGGGACUCUCCUUGCCUGCCCCACGCAGGGCCAAGCUGGGGCCAGGGCCCUGCUGAAAUAGUGCCGCGAUCCAAGGGAGAUUUUUUUUAUUCUUACUUUCUUUACUUUGGUAUAGGCUGGGGUGUUCUUUUUAUUUUUUUCCCCUUCCUCUUAGUGUCCUGUUUCGAAAGAGCCUGUCAUGAUGACUCCAGAGCCCCACAGCACAACAGGCAGGGGAAGGGGAGGGAGGGAAGGGGGGGACUCUGGUCCAUCCCUGCUGAUAGUCCCACAUCCCACCAUCGGCCUGGCCUGGCCACGCACAUACUGUUGCCUACAACUCUAGUUGCUGCAUUGAUUUUGUAUUUUCAUUGCUGGGGUUUGUUUCCUUGCACUUAUGGAGGGCCACGAGGCCACGAGGUACGUGAGGAGUGCAGUGUCUUAUCCACACAUGUCCGAAUAGUGUACAGUUCAAAUACUUUUUUUUGGUAGAGACUUAUUUUUGUUUGGAUUAAAUGUUAUAACAGAACCACAACUUAAAGGGACAUUUUGCCAUGAGCAUUUGAUUCUGGUGUAUUCUCCUCCAGUAAAGCAACUAUUAAUGGCUGCUUGAUCACCACGUUUUCCUUUUUGUGUGCACAGUUAAUUACAGGUAAAGACUUAUUUUUUUGAUUCAUAA
Myiozetetes cayanensis is the source of this 4167-nucleotide messenger RNA. RefSeq names its product netrin G2 (gene NTNG2). The transcript is spliced from 10 exons. The record is from RefSeq and is a predicted model, not a curated record. Lineage: Eukaryota; Metazoa; Chordata; Aves; Passeriformes; Tyrannidae. Bases 1562 to 3244 code for a protein of 560 amino acids.